This is a messenger RNA of Gorilla gorilla gorilla (western lowland gorilla), 5273 nucleotides long. It is a transcript of the gene MBD1, whose product is annotated as methyl-CpG binding domain protein 1. Bases 456 to 2270 code for a protein of 604 amino acids. Lineage: Eukaryota; Metazoa; Chordata; Mammalia; Primates; Hominidae. Gene Ontology annotation, biological process: negative regulation of transcription by RNA polymerase II; DNA methylation-dependent constitutive heterochromatin formation. Gene Ontology annotation, cellular component: nucleus. The transcript is spliced from 16 exons. Gene Ontology annotation, molecular function: zinc ion binding; methyl-CpG binding. The record is from RefSeq and is a predicted model, not a curated record.
CCUUCAGGUUGAGGCUGGAAAGCGCAUGCGCCAGCUAGAUGGGCAGCGAGGAGAGCCGCAACUGCCAGUCCCUCGAAGGGGUUAGCUGUCGUUGAACGUCAGCACGCGGAUGCAACUGGCUCUCGGCAGGGGGGCGCGCGCCCCGCUGCGGAGCGCCGGCCCGUAGGCGCGGGAGCCUCCCUAUUAAGGGCACGCGACGUCGAGGCAAUAGUGCGCAGGUGCUUAGCCAGAGGCGGAGCCCGAGAGGCAGGCAGCGGACUUCCGGUUCCGGGAGCAACGAACAGCCGCGGAGGCGACAGCUACCGCUUCAGAGGAGGCGGCCGCGGAGGAGGAGGAAGGGGAGGAGGGCGAGGCGGGAGGCGCAGGAGGGACCCUCGCCAUGGGUCCACGGGCCUAGAGUGGCGGAAGAUACCGGCCUGGUGCCAAACUGGCUACUGCUGCUUCCUGUGGCCUCCAUGGCUGAGGACUGGCUGGACUGCCCGGCCCUGGGCCCUGGCUGGAAGCGCCGCGAAGUCUUUCGCAAGUCAGGGGCCACCUGUGGACGCUCAGACACCUAUUACCAGAGCCCCACAGGAGACAGGAUCCGAAGCAAAGUUGAGCUGACUCGAUACCUGGGCCCUGCGUGUGAUCUCACCCUCUUCGACUUCAAACAAGGCAUCUUGUGCUAUCCAGCCCCCAAGGCCCAUCCCGUGGCGGUUGCCAGCAAGAAGCGAAAGAAGCCUUCAAGGCCAGCCAAGACUCGGAAACGUCAGGUUGGACCCCAGAGUGGUGAGGUCAGGAAGGAGGCCCCGAGGGAUGAGACCAAGGCUGACACUGACACAGCCCCAGCUUCAUUCCCUGCUCCUGGGUGCUGUGAGAACUGUGGAAUCAGCUUCUCAGGGGAUGGCACCCAAAGGCAGCGGCUCAAAACGUUGUGCAAAGACUGUCGAGCACAGAGAAUUGCCUUCAACCGGGAACAGAGAAUGUUUAAGCGUGUGGGCUGUGGGGAGUGUGCAGCCUGCCAGGUAACAGAAGACUGUGGGGCCUGCUCCACCUGCCUCCUGCAGCUGCCCCAUGAUGUGGCAUCGGGGCUGUUCUGCAAGUGUGAACGGAGACGCUGCCUCCGCAUUGUGGAAAGGAGCCGAGGGUGUGGAGUAUGCCGGGGCUGUCAGACCCAAGAGGAUUGUGGCCAUUGCCCCAUCUGCCUUCGCCCUCCCCGCCCUGGUCUCAGGCGCCAGUGGAAAUGUGUCCAGCGACGUUGCCUACGGGGUAAACAUGCCCGCCGCAAGGGAGGCUGUGACUCCAAGAUGGCUGCCAGGCGGCGCCCCGGAGCCCAGCCACUGCCUCCGCCACCCCCAUCACAGUCCCCAGAGCCCACAGAGCCGCACCCCAGAGCCCUGGCCCCCUCGCCACCUGCCGAGUUCAUCUAUUACUGUGUAGACGAGGACGAGCUACCCUACACGAACCGCCGGCAGAACCGCAAGUGCGGGGCCUGUGCAGCCUGCCUACGGCGGAUGGACUGUGGCCGCUGCGACUUCUGCUGCGACAAGCCCAAAUUCGGGGGCAGCAACCAGAAGCGCCAGAAGUGUCGUUGGCGCCAAUGCCUGCAGUUUGCCAUGAAGCGGCUGCUGCCCAGUGUCUGGUCAGAGUCUGAGGAUGGGGCAGGAUCGCCCCCACCUUACCGUCGUCGAAAGAGGCCCAGCUCUGCCCGACGACACCAUCUUGGCCCUGCCUUGAAGCCCACCUUGGCUACACGCACAGCCCAACCAGACCAUACCCAGGCUCCAGCGAAGCAGGAAGCAGGUGGUGGCUUUGUGCUGCCCCCGCCUGGCACUGACCUUGUGUUUUUACGGGAAGGCGCAAGCAGUCCUGUGCAGGUGCCGGGCCCUGUUGCAGCUUCCACAGAAGCCCUGUUGCAGGAGGCCCAGUGCUCUGGCCUGAGUUGGGUUGUGGCCUUACCCCAGGUGAAGCAAGAGAAGGCGGAUACCCAGGACGAGUGGACACCAGGCACAGCUGUCCUGACUUCUCCCGUAUUGGUGCCUGGCUGCCCUAGCAAGGCAGUAGACCCAGGCCUGCCUUCUGUGAAGCAAGAGCCACCUGACCCUGAGGAGGACAAGGAGGAAAACAAGGAUGAUUCUGCCUCCAAAUUGGCCCCAGAAGAAGAGGCAGGAGGGGCUGGCACACCCGUGAUCACGGAGAUUUUCAGCCUGGGUGGAACCCGCUUCCGAGAUACAGCAGUCUGGUUGCCAAGGUCCAAAGACCUUAAAAAACCUGGAGCUAGAAAGCAGUAGACUGGAGGCUUCUACAGACUGUAGGAUUCAAGGUGAUAUUUGCAGACUGGCUUUAUGAGAGACAACACUGAUCUACUAGGGGCUGGACCCUAGAUUGGUUGCCAGGGCUUAUGUGUGAAUCAACCCUAGGAGGAAAAACCUACCACCAAACCAGAAGAGCAGGCCUAAGAGUACUUUGAGCUUCUAGAAGAAGUAAGCGGGAAAGGAAGAGAAAGAGUAGAAAGUUGGUGCAUCUUCUCCUCCCCAAGAGCCUGAGUAUAAGAAGUUGGAUUUUAAGGGUGGGGGAGCUGGGUUGGAGAAAGGUAAUAUAAUUAAAGCCACCACAAAACAACCUAAACAAGCCAUGUUCAUGAGUAAUUGUAAGUGGCUUCUGGAUGAGACCUGGCAGUGUCUCUACAUACUUCCUCAGGGAGAUAGCAAUUGAAAAUGUAAUUGAAUAAAUAAGGAAAGGAACUGCUAUUUGGUGUGUUCCUCUGUGGACCCAGUUUAUUUAAUCCUUAAAAUAAUCUUUUUGGGAAGACAUUGAUUUUGUCCAUUUAUGUGGAUGGGAAAACUGAGACUCAUUAAUUUGUCCAAUGUCGAACAGCUGGUGUUAGUAGAGCCUAGACUCAAACCCAGCUUUUAAAGCCCUUGUUCUUUACUCCACUAAACUGUAACCUGUAAUCCUGUAUGCACUAACAGGAGUUUUCGGUGACCUUGAAAACACAGAUUACUAUAAUUACUAUAAUAAAUCCCUUACAUUCCUGUCUUACAUUACAUGGUUUAGGGAGUGCCAAGGCUCAAUGUAGAUGGGGUCACCUUGUCAGAGCAUCUGUUCAUACAGAAACUGGGUUUCCUGCAGACCCCAGGUGCUGCAUAGGAUUCCUCAAACCCUACAGGAUAUAUCUCCCCACUGGCUGCUGUCCAUUUUGCUUGUUACCCUGACUCCCCCUCUUCAGCCAGAGCAGUCUUUGUAACUAAAGCUGCCAGCCUGGCUCAUCUUUUCUGACAACGUGCAUGUCCUGCCCUGUGAUCACCUUUGUGCUUGGCUCCUGCCCUCAGCCUGAAUGUGUUCUAGGAGGCUGAAUUCCUGCUUCGAGUCCUGCCCAAGGGCCAGUCUUGGCUCAGCCCUACCUCACUCUCUCCCAAUUCUUCAUUCAUAAAGUGCCAAAAAGAUUAGACCUGUAGGCCGGGCGCGGUGGCUCACGCCUGUAAUCCCAGCACUUUGGGAGGCCGAGGCGGGCGGAUCACGAGGUCAGGAGAUCGAGACCAUCCUGGCUAACAUGGUGAAACCCCGUCUCUACUAAAAAUACAAAAAAUUAGCCGGGCGUGGUGGCUGGCGCCUGUAGUCCCAGCUACUCGGGAGGCUGAGGCAGGAGAAUGGCGUGAACCCGGGAGGCGGAGCUUGCAGUGAGCUGAGAUUGCGCCACUGCACUCCAGCCUGGGCGACAGAGCCAGACUCCGUCUCAAAAAAAAUAAAUAAAUAAAUAAAUAAAAAUUAAAAAAAAAAAAAAAAAAAGAUUAGACCUGUAAUUUGUUAGCCAGCUUUACAGGGCCAGGACUGAGUGAGUGCCUCCUUAAACUUUGUAUCCUGUGUGCCUCCCUUGCCUUACCCUAGUCCCAGCCCUGCAGCUUUAAGUAAUUCAGACAUGGAUUAGCCAUUUCCCAGUUCUGUCUCAUACAGUCCAGCCUCUGCCACCUUCCCCACCCCAUCCUUUAUUCCAUCCUAACUAGUUCAGCCCUAGUCAAGACUGGAUAGACUGAUACUGCUUUGUUUCCCCCAGGAACCAACCACCCAACCCCAGUAUUCUGGUAAUUUUGACAAUGAUCUAUAUGAAAUUUAUUUGAUUGACAUUUAGACUCAUGAGUUAAGCUUCUGCCGACCAUUUAUGUUAGGGUACAAUCAGAGGAGCAGAACCACUAAGAUAAAGAUUGUGUAUAUAUGUAUUUUAAGGGAUUUAUUAUAGGGAUCUGACCGCAUGCCAUUGUGGGAGCUGGUUAAACAGUCUCUGUAAGGCUGUUGUCUUUGCAUCUAAUGCUGGAGCUUGAAGUCUGCAGGGCAGGCACUCGGGAAGGGAAGAUGGAUGUAAAGUGUGGGAGACCGAGGACACAGUGGAGCCCACGAGCAUGAGCUGGAACCCACGAGGAUGGCCUGGAACCCAUGUCAGUCUCUCACCAUCUCCAGCUUCGAUGAUGUGGGUGUCCUGCAGAAGAAGCUGGUGCCCUUCCUCACAGAGUUAAAUAUGCAUCUGGCCCAGGAAUUAGAGAAGCUGAAAGGAUGAUCCUGGGGAAGGUGGAGCAGCUGCAGGCCUGGCUGCAGGCCUGACUACUGCCCAUACCAACGAGGUGAUCUAGCAGAUACAUGGCAACGUGUGAACUGCAACAACGCCUGGUGCCCCAGCACCAACCUUCCAAGUGUAAAAACAAUAUGCUGCUGCUUCACUCCCGCCCUCCGGUUAUCAAGCAAAAUGUCUCUUGUGGCCCAUUUUACUGGAAGAGAGUUCCGGGAAACAUAGCCUCACCAAGGUGACACAUUACAAAGCCACCCUACCAUGAAUCCGCUCCCAAGGGUCUCACUGCUCACCUGAGGAUAACUCAAUAUAACUAUGUUGCUGAAAAUGCAAAGCUGAAGACCAUGGAUUUCAUGGUGAUUCCAGCAAGUGCAGAGAUUCUAUGAAGCCCACCCAGAAAAAACUUGCUGGUCCUGGCUAUUUUUGUGUCGUUUAUUCAAGUAUUGAGAACCUGGCCUGUGGUAGGCACUGUACUUAAUACUGGGAUACAGAAAUGCAAAAGAUACGGCCCAUGCAAUUUUAUUAAAUGCAUCAAUAUGUAUUACAAAUGGUGAAUGGAUUUCCAACUUUAUCAUGGAAUUUAAUGCUGAAUAUAUAGAAUUCAGAAAAUUGUUGGGAGGACAGCCCUUUUGUGAACCUUGUUUGGGGCACAGUAGGAAUUGGAAAUAAUUUAGUUUCUAUCUCUAAGCUGUUCUAUUUUAAAAUUAUUUUUAAAUUUUUAUUGUCCCACUUA